This is a messenger RNA of Rhipicephalus microplus (southern cattle tick), 462 nucleotides long. Its product is annotated as loricrin-like. The record is from RefSeq and is a predicted model, not a curated record. NCBI's taxonomy places the organism in Eukaryota, Metazoa, Arthropoda, Arachnida, Ixodida, Ixodidae.
AUGCUAACGGUGGCGGUGGAAAAAACGAGCAUUGCAGAAGCACCAAACCUAUGCGGAGCGCGCAGCACGUGCGGGGCCGGCGGUGGUGGUGGCCAAACGAGCGUAGCAGAAGCACCAAACCUAGGCGUUGCGCGCAGCAUGUGCGGGGCCAAUGGUGGUGGUGGACAAGCCAGCGUAGCAGAAGCACCGUACCUAGGCGUAGCGCGCACCAUGUGCGGUUCCCGCGGUGGUGGUGGUCAAACGAGCGUAGCAGAACCACCGAACCUAGGCGUAGCGCACAGCUCGUGCGGAGCCAGCGGUGGUGGUGGACAAACGAGCGUAGCAGGAGCACCGAACCUAGGUGUAGCGCACAGCUCGUGCGUGACCAGCGGUGGUGGUGGACAAACGAGCGUAGCAGAAGCACCGAACCUAGGCGUUGUUCACAGCAAGUGCCUAGCCAACGGUGGUGGCGAACGAGCCUAG